This is a messenger RNA of Hyaloscypha bicolor E, 3114 nucleotides long. RefSeq lists its product as uncharacterized. Gene Ontology annotation, biological process: reciprocal meiotic recombination; double-strand break repair via homologous recombination. Gene Ontology annotation, molecular function: ATP-dependent chromatin remodeler activity; ATP binding; DNA translocase activity. Lineage: Eukaryota; Fungi; Ascomycota; Leotiomycetes; Helotiales; Hyaloscyphaceae. The transcript is spliced from 2 exons. The coding region runs from base 13 to 2865 and encodes 950 amino acids. Gene Ontology annotation, cellular component: nucleus. The record is from RefSeq and is a predicted model, not a curated record.
CGGAAAGGAAGGAUGUUCAAACCAUUCAAGCCCCCACUCCGCAAGAGUGUUGCAAAGUCAGCUUCGGUUACUCCAAUUGAUCUCACCGAAUCGGAAGACGAACCCGUACACCGUCCGUACAAGAAACGAAAGUUACUGAUACAUAUCGUCGAAGACAGCUCGCCUCCAACGAAAGCCCCUCCAGCAUCAUCUGCUGUGCUCGCACCAAGAAAGCCGUUGCUUGUUGUCAAGAAUUCUAAUGAAUUGAAGUCUACCCAAGAUGCUCCUGCGGAAGGCCCUGAAGGGUAUUAUAUGGUUCUAUGGCGAAAAUUUACAGCGAAAAAACAUAAGACUUGGGAUGGAGAUGGAGUGCUUUCAGUAUAUGGUGGCUAUGCCCAUCUCCAAGACGUGUCGGGUCGAGAAAUAGGCAGAUGCAUGUACAAAGAGCCUCUGCUUCCAGGCAGUACCCUGAGCAUGGGAGGCAAGGAAAUCGAAGUCGACUCUGUCCUUAGCAAGGAGGACUUUCUAGCUGGACGGCCGUUUCUCAAGACCUCCGUAAAGCGCACACCAAGCACUGGCAGCAACUGUAGCCAAGUCACGAAGCCGCCGAAAGCACUAAUCAGUCUCCCCAAAGGCAAAAUGCCACUCCCUGGCUCGAAGAAAGGAGAGGCAUCCGAUAUGGAGAUUCCUGCCAAGAGUUUCUACGCGCACAAAAGUGCUGCCACGAAGGCGCAUUUCAAGAACCCUCUUCUGGCCACCACCAUAAUGCCACCGAAGAAGACCGGCGGACCUACGCCACGACAUGACCCCAAUGCCGAGGGGGCUUUGGUUAUGAAGAGACCUAGGGACUGUCCUAGCGGCAAGGAAAUUGUCGAUAUUGUUCUAGACCCAUUUCUGGGCCAACAUCUCAGAGAGCACCAGCGAGAAGGUGUUAAGUUCAUGUACGAGUGUGUCAUGGGAAUGCGAGAUUUCAACGGGCAAGGUGCUAUUUUAGCCGACGAGAUGGGUUUAGGCAAGACUUUGCAGACCAUCGCUUUAUUGUGGACCCUCUUGAAGCAGAACCCAAUCCAUGGAACCGAGGGUGUCAUCAAGAAAGCAUUGAUCGUUUGUCCUGUCACAUUGAUCACCAAUUGGAAGAAAGAAUUCCGGAAAUGGCUAGGCAAUGAGAGGCUUGGUGUUUUCGUUGCGGAUGGUCAGAAGAUCAAGCUCGCUGAUUUCACGCACGGAAAAAGCUAUAGUGUCAUGAUUAUUGGGUACGAGAAGCUCAGAUCUGUGCAGGACGAGCUCAAGAAAGGAGCUGGAAUCGAUAUUGUCGUCGCAGACGAGGGGCAUCGACUCAAGACGGCGCAAAACAAAUCAGCGCAGGCUAUCCGAUCACUAAAUACCCCUAUGCGAAUCAUCCUAUCCGGAACACCAAUGCAGAAUGACCUGUCUGAGUUCUACGAGAUGGUAGACUUUGUCAAUCCUGGCCUCCUCGGUACUGCAAAUACUUUCAAGAAGGAGUUCGAGGGCCCGAUAUUGAAGAGCCGACAGCCGGAGGCUUCGAAGAAGGAUAUCGAGAAAGGGACCGCCAGGGGAGAAGAACUUUCAUCCUUAACGAAGACUUUUAUCUUACGACGGACCGCCGAGAUUCUAUCGAAAUAUCUACCACCGAAGACUGAAUACGUGCUCUUCUGCCAACCAACACAAGCCCAGGUACAAGUCUACCAACAUGUUCUUGCUUCACCCUUCUUUGGCAAGGUUCUGGGUCUAGGUGGCUCAGAAGCUUCACUUCAGCUCAUCACUCUGCUCAAGAAAGUUUGCAAUGCUCCGAGGUUGUUGAUGAAAAGGGACGAGAAUGCACCAAGCAAUUCGAAUGUCGCUGAGUUGCUAGAAGCUAUCCCAUCAGAGAUCCUUCAGCAAGUAUCAGUGAAAUCUAGCACUAAAUUCAGGGUGCUCGAUCAGAUGUUGAAGUGUCUUGCUAAGACAACUGAGAAAAUUGUACUUGUUUCGAAUUACACUUCGACACUGGAUCUCCUUGGCCAACACCUGGCAUCUUUAUCACUUCCAUUUCUCCGUCUUGAUGGUAGCACUCCCGCUGCUAAGCUUCAAGACCUUGUUGAUACUUUCAAUCGAACGCCUGCAUCCAAAAGCUUUGCUUUCUUGCUUUCUGCAAAGUCAGGUGGUGCUGGCAUCAACCUCAUCGGUGCUUCACGGCUGAUUCUCUUUGAUGUGGACUGGAACCCGGCUACAGACUUGCAAGCGAUGGCUCGUAUCCACCGAGAUGGUCAGAAGAAGCCUGUGAAGAUCUACAGGUUCUUGAUGGCUGGAGGUAUGGACGAGAAGAUUUAUCAGCGACAGGUGACUAAGAUGGGACUUGCUGACAGUGUCGUCGACGGAAAGAAGAAUGAAGCGAGCUUCACCGCUCAAGAAUUACGAGACUUGUUCACGCUCAAAGAGAGCAUAGCUUGUCAGACUCAUGAACUCCUUGGGUGCGACUGCAAGGGCCUAGGUACUGAUCCACGCCCCCUGUCUAGUAUACCAGACCCUGUCGAAGUCGACGAAGGUGAUGAUGGUUUAGAGGAUAGUGACGAUGAUAUGUUGUUUCCUCCUAUUCACGAAGUGGUUGCCGCAACGAAGGCCAACGUGGAAGCACUGAACAAGAAACUCGCUGCGGAGGCAAAGGAGAACAGAUGCAAGAAAGCAAAGGGCAAGAUGCAAGCUCUGAUGCUUUACCGACACAUCAAUACAAACAUUUUUAAGGGAGAGACUGAGGAUGUAUUCGGCUACGAACACGAUGAGGUGACAAAUGUGAAGAGAGCACUGGAUGAUGAUGUGUUGGUCAAGGUGUUACAAGACCAGAAUUGCAAGAUUGGCUUUGUCUUCGCUAAGAGGGAUAGAGGUUAGAUCAUGGGAUGUAGUACUGCAUGGCAAUGGCGCUUAAGAGAGGGUAUAUGAUGGCUAUCUGAUAGAAAGAGGCGCAUAGACUUACAUGGCUUAAAUAUAGAGAUUGUGUACAGCGCUCUUGCUCUGGCAAUAACACGACAAAACUCUCAGUCGCAGGCGUUACCGUGGGGCAAGGAUUCAGUCUAUUGCGAUGUGGAAUUCAGACCCUGGACACAUAUCCUUCGUCCAGCUGAAAAAAAUACAAUCGAG